This is a messenger RNA of Capra hircus (goat), 1293 nucleotides long. RefSeq names its product chromosome 19 C17orf58 homolog (gene C19H17orf58). The transcript is spliced from 3 exons. Lineage: Eukaryota; Metazoa; Chordata; Mammalia; Artiodactyla; Bovidae. The record is from RefSeq and is a predicted model, not a curated record. Bases 236 to 529 code for a protein of 97 amino acids.
CGCGCCGCCCCCGGAACCCGCGCCCGCGCCGCCGCCGCAUCUCAGCUCCCUGCAGGGGGAGGACGCCGAGCCGGGCGCCGAGACCUGUGCGCGCGCCUGCAGGGCGGACUUGGACGAGCACGAGUCCUACUGCGCCAGCGAGUUCGCAUUGAACGGAAUCGUGCAUGAUGUAGACGUCCUCGGCACAGGGAUCCGGCUGGUGACUCUCCUGGUGGACCGAGACGGGCUGUACAAGAUGAACCGCCUGUACAUCACUCCGGACGGGUUUUUCUUCCGAGUCCACAUACUAGCCCUAGACUCCUCUAGUUGCAAUAAGCCAUGUCCAGAAUUUAAGCCAGGCAGCAGGUAUAUUGUGAUGGGCCACAUCUACCAUAAGAGAAGGCAGCUUCCUACAGCUCUGCUUCAGAUCCUGAGAGGACGCCUUCGCCCAGGAGAUGGACUACUCAGGAGCAGCAGCAGCUAUGUGAAAAGAUUUAACCGAAAAAGGGAUGGGCAAGUGCAAGGGGCAAUUCAUGCCCAGUGCAUCUGAAAAACACCAGCUGGGCAUUUCUGGAUCUGAAACUUAAAUUCUGCAAUGAGACAGGAAAGGCCUUAUCAUCAUAUAAUGGGAUUUUCCUUUAGAAAGGGCACAUAGUCCCUUUAGGAACUAUUUGAAAGUCCCAACUCUCAUCUUGAAGUCACUGUCUUAUUUACAAAAGGCUUCUUAACUGGUUAUGCUUCUGAGCUCCAUGGUGGGGUUAUUCAACUGGUGUGCCAGUUCUUCACACAAGCUCAGCUCACUGACCUGUCCAGUUAACAGAUCACUGCUUCAUGUUGUUUAUUUUUAAUUAUUUUAAUUUAAAUACAUUCUUCAGUAGAAAUAGUUCACAAAAACAUUUGCUUGAUCUUAAAUAUACAAUUCCAAGUAGUUUAUAUCAUGUAUCAAACCAGAUUUUAUACUAAAACCAUCACAUUUUAAAUUCUGUACAUAACAGUAAGUGCACUAGUCAGACGUAUGAAAUGUCAUUUAGAUCACAUUCAGAUCAAACACUAAAGUUGGAGCCCAAGACAAGUAUUGAAGUUUUCCACUUAAGAGUACCGAAGGUCUUAUUUCAAGCAAACAGGUGUUCCUGAUGUACCAAAAUACAAGAUACAGUUUAUUUUCACGCCUCCCAGGUUCUAAAAUCCUGUUUUGUGCCAUAUUGGCAGCUAUCCCAAUGCCAAACAUAUUCUGGGUGUAUCUGAUGUCAUUUUUCUAUUAAGACCAAGUAUCAUGUUUGUGUUUGUAAAGCAGUAAAUCUUGCUGUGAAAUCA